Messenger RNA from Glycine soja, 1663 nucleotides. RefSeq lists its product as uncharacterized. The transcript is spliced from 3 exons. The record is from RefSeq and is a predicted model, not a curated record. NCBI's taxonomy places the organism in Eukaryota, Viridiplantae, Streptophyta, Magnoliopsida, Fabales, Fabaceae. Bases 454 to 1197 code for a protein of 247 amino acids.
UUCAUUUUCAUAUGAUGAUAAUAAAGCAGUGAAUGAUGACUCUUCCUUCAUUGUCCUCUCUAUUCUUCUUCUUCUUCCCUAACUCUCUCUGCAAUAACAACACCAUCAACAACCCCUUCAAGCCGGCCUAAACCCCAUUACCCAAAACUUUUUCUUUUUUCUUUCCUUCAACACUCUCUAUUGGAUCAUCACAUAUUCAAUUUCAUUCUCUUCAAAAAUUCCCCUUCAAAAAAAUUUAAAAUUAAAAAAAAGUGCUCUUUUUGUGAAUUUUGAGCCAUUUGCCACCGACAGAUUUCGAUCUUCUCCGUGCCAAAGUUGUAAUCUUUUCGAAUUUUGGCGAGGUGGGUCGAUCUGAUUUCGCUCGAAUAAUUGCGGGUUCGAUUUUGAUCUGAAAAAGGAAAAGAGAAAAAAAGAUUGGGUUAUUUCUGAUUCAAGAUUUUGUCCUUUUUUGAAAUGGUCUAUUUCCAUAGCUCAAUCUCUCUCUGCAAGUUCGUUGAUCAAUCAUCUUUCAUGGCGAAUUCAAUUUGUUCUGCGGAUUUCGGUUCGAAAUCGAGACAAAUCAAUCACCUUCAGAAGAAUCGGAGAACCCCUAGUUCAUCAUCAUCAUCAUCAUCAUCAUCGAAUUCCCUUCAGAUUCCACCCUGUGAUCGAUCUCGAUCGGCAAUGGUUGAUGUUGUGAUGUUCAUUGCUGUUGUUUGUGCCUGUGGCUUUUUGUUCUUCCCUUAUGUAGAGUUUUUGGUGACAAAGUGUUACGAGGUUAUUAAGGGUGUUGUGUUUUUGAUUAAGGAGGAGGUUUCUGUGGCACCUUGGAUCUAUAUUUCCAUAGGGUUGAGUGUUGUGUUUGCUGCAUUGGCCACGUGGGCUGUGGUGGCUUGCACCACUAGGAAGUGUGGGAAUCCCAGUUGCAAGGGUCUGAGGAAGGCUGCUGAGUUUGACAUUCAGUUGGAGACUGAGGAUUGUGUGAAGAAUUUGGCUUCUGCGUCGUCGAAUGUAGCGAAAGAUGGUGGUGGUGGAACGAAGAAGGGUCUCUUUGAAUUGCCUCGUGAUCACCAUAGGGAGCUGGAGGCUGAGCUCAAGAAGAUGGCACCACCAAAUGGAAGGGCUGUGCUCGUGCUCCGGGCGAGGUGUGGAUGUUCUGUUGGUAGGUUAGAGGUUCCAGGACCAAGGAAGCAUCUUCGAAAGAUCAACAAGAAGUAGCAGCAAUCCUGUUCGAGCCGAGUAGGACACAGGAGAGGACACCCUUUUGAGUUAUUGGAUGGAAUUAAGGAAAGGGAUGGCAGACUCUUCUAGUAGAGGAUGUCCGGAAUGUUACCUGUGGAAAAGGUUGCUCAAGCUCAAGCAUAUGACAUUUUUUUAUACAGAUGUGCUGAACCAAGGUUAUUGCACAAGUGAAUCUUUGAUACCAUUGAUGAGUAACUGGAGGAAGAAAAUGCAGUUCUCAUAUGGAGUAAUGACCAGAUUUGAACAGCGCGAUUAGUAAGAUGUUAAUUUAUAAUGCAUUGAGCUAGCUAUUGAUUUCUACAUUUUUUCUUUAUUGUAUUUGAAUUUAUUUUUUAUGAUAAUCUGAACAUACUUGAUUUUUCAUUGUCAAUUUGAAUCCUCAGUCUGUCUCACUCACAGAAAUCAUGACUGCUAAGAAGCCAUCAUGUCUCAUUUGCGAUUU